AUGGAGGCAGUAGGACACAAAAGACAAAAAAUCGGAAAUUUUAAUUAUACACUUACACCUACUGUAUUACAAAAUCUUGCUGACCUUGAGCUUUGUUUAAAGACGAAGUAUGGGUUAUGCUUGAUCGGACCUCCUUCUAGUGGUAAAACUACCUUGAUUCAGAUUUUGGCUGAGCAAAAUGGCCAUGAGCUUAUAAGCCUUUUCAUUGACAGCUCGAUUGAUAGCAAGACUCUUCUAGGAACUUAUCUAUGCACUGAGGUGCCAGGUGAGUUUACAUGGGUCCCAGGUCUUUUAACUCAAGCUGCUUUGGAUGGGGCAUGACUCAUAUUAGAGCAAUUUGAUAAGAUGCCUGAAGACAUCUAUUGCCUUUUUUCGCAUCUAUUAGAAACUAACACACUACACAUUCCAAACAGAGGACAAAUUAUAAAGCCAGCAAAUGGGUUUAGACUAUUUGCCACAGCUGAAAAAAUGCCAAGCCAAUAUAAUCUGUCUAAUUGGCUUACACAUCAUAUAAUUCCGUUAAACGAAAGUGAUUUAUUUGACCUAGCUCCUUUAAGAAUCAGCAAAAGCGAUUUGUUAAGAGAUUUAUUAAUUAAAUGCUUCGGAGCUAUGAAAGAAAUAAAAGGAAAUGAAUUGGUAAAUCGAGACUGGUUCAAAUUGUGCGAUAGAGUGAAUUAUCAUGUGAAAAAUAUUUAUGGGGAUAGAGAAAUGAAUAAUUUUUUUAAGAUUAAGUAAGCUGUUAGUCCUAGACAGGGUCGGGGAUUUCCACCUUACAUGCUCAUUGUCCCGAUGGACCCCUGCAGACACCCUUCCUCACUGCCGCAGGCAAGGGAUUCUCACUACCGAUCUUGACUUCCAUGAUUCCUGGAGCCCUAAGAGCCCAUUAUCUGGGUCGAAACUCCCCCAGUUUCUCGUUAGGGAAGAUGCCACCUUUUGAGCCCUACUCGAGAGAUUUAUCGUUCUCUUGGGGUUUUUGCUGGUCCUGCCCUUUCCAAUGAUUGUCUCGGAGAAAAAACUCAAAGUCCUAGGGAUCAUCUCCAGUGCUGAAAAAAACUUACCCCUAUAUACACAAAGGUUGCUGACCUUCUCUUUCUGCCCUUUCCCUCUGGACCAUUGUGAUCAAGAAAAAGGGUCAGGAGGUCGGGUGUUCUGUCAUCACCAUUUUAAUGUAUAUAAAUGAAUAAUAUAAUCACUGAGAGCUUAAGAGAAUUAAUAUUCCUCGAAGCUAUGGGGGUUUUACUCGGAACAAGAGAUAAAGCUCAAGCAAUAGAGUGCUUAGCUGGAUGCUUGAGCAUAGACAAAGAGCAUUUAAAAGCAUUUUAUGAAAACCGGACUAUCAGACUAACACUAACUGAAGAUUCUAUACAGAUUGGAAAAGCUCCAGGAUUACCUACAAGCAAUAAACCAAAUUCAAUUAACUUUGCAUGCACUCCUUAUACAUUGAGGCUGCUCGAAAACUUAUGCACUGGCAUUGCUAGCUCAGAAAGUUUACUUCUAGUCGGAGAAACAGGGAAUGGAAAAACAACCAUCGUCCAAUCCUUACCCCCCCUUCCGUGAGUGAACAAAACCAUUAGAAAAAUCCCUAUUUUAUGCCCAAAAACCCACCCUCCGUGAGUGAACAAAAAUUUUUUUAAUAGGAAAAAUUUUUUAAGGAAAAAAAAAUUUAUAUAUAAGUGAUAAUUAGUAUAAUGAAAUCUCAUUUAAUUUUAAACAAAUUGCUUUUUAAAAUAUAAAUUUUAUAAAUUAAAUUAAUAUUUGCUUUGUAAUUUUUGCAAAUUAAGAUUUUUUUAAAUUUGGAAAAAAAAAUAUUUUAUAAAAUUUAUAUAUAAAUUUUUUUAAAAAAAAAAAAAAAAUUAACCCCCUCCGUGAGUGAACAAAAUUUUUUUGUUCACUCACGGAGGUGGGGGGUAGUUAGCAAAACUAUUAGGUGCGAAACUAUAUGUACAUAACCUUAGCCAAGUAUCUGAUCCUUCAGAUAUUGUUGGCGGCUUUAAACCUAUUGCCGUCUCAACAUUACUAUCUCCACUGGUAUCUGACUAUUACGACCUAAUCCCAAUCAUCCUUGACAAACCCAAUUUUUCUCAACUUUUCAAUAAACUUCGCAAAUCUUUUACACAGCAAAAAUGGCACAAAGUAAUAAAAUACAUGCAAAUUUCAUAUACAGAAAUCCAAACCCUCCUUCAGAAAGGAACUAUUUCUUUAUCUGCAGAAAUCAUGCAAAAACUUACAAAGUUAACUGAAGAAACCAAAAGCACCGAAAAUAAGCUAAAAGCAUCCCAUUUUGCGUUUCAAUUUGUAGAAGGGUCUCUUGUCAAAGCAUUAAAAGAAGGGUCAUGGAUUCUUCUAGAAGAAAUAAACUUGGCUGAAAACGAAAUGCUGGAAAGGCUUCAUAGCGUUUUAGAAGGCAGAGGAAUCACACUUGUAGAAAAAGCUGAAAGCAAAGAAAUAAAGCCACAUGUAAAUUUUAGGCUGUUUGGAUGUAUGAACCCAGGAAAACAAGUUGGGAAAAAAGAGCUACCAAGCUCACUAAGGGCUAAGUUUACUGAAAUUUGGGUUGAAGAAAUGGAGAGAUUUGAAGAUAUAAAAGAAGUCGUUGUAUGAUAUCUUGAAGGAAGAGCUGAUAGAGGCAUUAUGGAUAAAAUCGUCAAUUUUUAUCUUGAAACUAGAAAAAUGUGCAGAGAAGGGAUGCUUGAGGAUGGUAGAGGGAAAAUUCCUCAGUACUCGAUGAGAACUUUAUGUAGAGCACUCAGGUAUGUGCAAGAAUUUGGACCGCUAUAUGGGGUUCAGAUAUCAUUGUUUAAUGCUUUGAGGAUUUUCUUCGAAACAAUGCUGUCUCCCCAAUCUCGGAUUGAGUUCUUGAAAAUUGUAAAAAACCUUGACCCUCCACCUACAAGAAUGCCAAAAUCUCCCUCAUCAGCACAUAUAGAACUCUUUGGGUUUUGGCAUGAAAAAGGUCCAUUACCUGAAUUUAAUGACCCUAAUUUUAUUUUGACUCCUUCUGUACGAGAAUAUUUAACACAAUUAUCCCGUGCAAUAAUUUUCAAAAAUAACGCAAUUUUAUUAGAAGGCCCCACAAGUAGCGGGAAAACCAGUAUGGUGAAAUAUUUAGCUGGCUUAACAGGCCAUGAGUUUCUAAGGAUAAAUAAUCACCAGCAUACUGAUAUAGAAGAAUAUAUAGGCUCUUAUGUUUCAGAUGAAAGAGGCAGACUUAUAUUCCUUGAAGGUCCACUAGUAAAAGCUGUAAAAGAAGGAUAUUUUGUAGUCCUUGAUGAGCUUAAUCUUGCCCCUUCUGAAGUAUUAGAAGCUUUAAACAGGCUUCUUGAUGACAAUAGAGAACUUUUUAUAACAGAAACACAAACCACUAUUAAACCACACCCUCAUUUCAGGCUAUUUGCCACACAGAAUCCUACUGGAUAUGCUGGGAGAAAAGAGCUUUCCAAAGCUUUUAGAAAUAGGUUUGUAGAAAUGUUUAUUCCUGAACUGCCUGAUUCUGAACUUAUACAGAUUUUGGAAAAAAGAGGAAAACUAGCACCUUCUUAUGCACAAGUUUUGAUUAAUGUCAUGAGGGAAUUGCAAAGGCAUCGACAACAAACUAGAGCAUUUUUGGGGAGACAAGGGUUUAUUACAAUUAGAGAUCUAUUAAAAAUAGCCAAUAGAGAGCCUAUUGGGUACGAACAAUUGGGGCAUUUCACUUUUGCAGUAUUAGGAGAAAGACUGAGAAAUGAAGAGGAAAAAGAAUUUGUAAAAAGUGUGAUAGAAAAAAACUGCAAAAAAAUAAAAAUUGAUAUGCCGAAAUUUUAUGAUGAAUACACAAAAAGCGAGAGCUUUCUAAUGGAUGUUGAAAGGCUAGACGAGACUAUUGGAGUUGCAAGAGGACUAAGAAAAAUUGCUUGGAAUUCACAUAUGAAAAGACUAUACACACUAGUAGACAUGGCAACUAAAUGCAAUGAGCCUGUUCUUCUUGUAGGAGAAACUGGAUGUGGAAAGACAACGAUAUGUCAAGCUUUAGCCUCUAUGAGGAACACUGAGCUGAAAUGUAUUAACUGUCAUCAAUAUACAGAAACUUCAGAUUUCAUUGGAAGCCUUCAACCGAUAAGAGAUAGAACUACUUUAAAUGAAAAUGAGCAAGAAGGCGGCCAUAAGCUCUUUGAAUGGGCUGAUGGGCCAUUAGUUGAAGCUUAUAACUUUGGCAAGUUUUUGCUGAUUGAUGAAAUUUCUCUUGCAGAUGACAGUGUUCUUGAAAGACUUAACAGUGUUUUAGAAAUUGAUAGAAAGCUUCUGGUUCCUGAAAAGGGAGGAGAAUGCAGCCUUGAAAUGGCAGCAGCUGAAGGAUUUCAGCUAUUCGCAACUAUGAAUCCUGGAGGAGAUUAUGGUAAAAAAGAACUUUCACCUGCAUUGAGGAAUAGAUUUACUGAGAUGUGGGUAAGAGUUGGGAUAGAGGAAGUCAACGAAGUGCUGAUAACGAUUUUAGAUGCUGAGAAGACAACAUUCCUUAUAAGAUUUAUUGAAUGGUACAACAGUUUUGCAAGGAUUCCUUUAUCUCUUAGAGAUGCUAUAGCAUGAUGUGAUUUCAUCAAAAAUUCUUCAUUAGAGUUUUCUGUUUCUUUUUGGGAAGGUCUGUCAAUGAUCUUGCUGGAUUACUCAGACGAUGCGAAUAAAGCAAAAUGCAUGAAAUUUAUCAUUGAAGAGCUUCAAAUCCCAGAGCCAAAAAUUGAGUAUAAUGUUACAGCUACACCUCAGCUAUUUGGGAUUUCACCUUUUUUCAUUGAAACCAAUUCAUUAUCUCUAUUAAGCAACUAUUCUUUCAAUGCACCAAACAUAAAGAAAAGUCUUUAUAGGCUAUUAAGAGCAAUACAGUUGAAUAAGCCUAUUAUGCUAGAAGGUCCCCCAGGAGUCGGGAAAACAAGUAUUGUUGAGUCACUUGGCAAAGUUACAGGACAUAAAGUUACAAGGAUUAAUCUUAGCGAAGAAACUGAUUUAAUUGAUCUUUUAGGAUGCGACAUUCCUAUAGGAGAAAGAUUUGAGUGGUGUGACGGAGUUUUGCUUUCAGCUAUCAAAGCUGGAGAUUGGGUCAUUCUUGAUGAGCUUAAUUUGUGUCCUCAACCAGUGAUUGAGGGCUUAAAUGCAUUACUAGACCAUAGAGCAACUGUCUAUAUCCCAGAAAUAAACAAAGAAGUCCAAUGCCCUAUUUCAUUCAGAAUUUUUGCAGCACAGAACCCAGUAGCUCAUGGAGGAGGCCGUAAAGGUCUUCCAAAGAGUUUUUUAAACAGAUUCACAAAAAUAUAUAUCAGUGAGCUUACAAAAGAAGAUUACAUCAGAAUUAUCUCAGACAUUUAUCCUAAUUUAGCUAAUAUCGACAAAAUAGUAGAAUUCAAUGAAAAGGUAAAGACUCAAAUCCAAGGACCCUGGGAGUUUAAUUUAAGAGAUAUGCUGAGAUGAUGCCAAGGUGCUUCAAUUGAACUUCUUUACUUCUAUAGAACAAAAACACCAGAACAUCGAGAAAAAAUCCAAGAAAUUUAUUAUGAAGUAUUUGGUUGCCAUCUAGUAAUUAGCCCAGUCCCUUAUUAUAGAGUCAACCCUGAUUACGUAGAAAUAGGAAAAUGCAAAAUUCCAAAUCUUAAACCCAAUACUAAUUUAGCCUUUAUUCCAAGCCAAAUGAACAUUUUAGAACAAGUCCUUUUUGCUAUUGAAAAAAGGUGGCCAAUUUUACUUGUAGGAGAUCAUUCAGUAGGCAAAACUUCAAUAUGCAGGCUAGCAAGUGUUUUGAUGAAUAAAAACUUAUAUGAAUAUACUUUAAGCCCAACUACUGACUCAAGCGAACUUUUAGGCUCAUUUGAACAGAAUGAAAACGGUAAAUUCGAGUGGUAUGAAAGCACGCUAGCAAAAGCACUGAGAAAUGGUGACUGGAUUUUAUUGAAAAACGCUAAUCUUUGUCCUGCGUCUGUUCUUGACAGAAUUAAUUCAUUAAUGGAACCAAAUGGAAGCUUGCUUAUAAAUGAGCGCGGCCAAGUAAAUGGAGAAAGCUAUAUCCUUAGAGCCCAUCCAGACUUUUGUAUGUUUAUUACUUUUAAUCCAAAGCUUGGAGAAGUUUCAAGAGCACUUCGUAAUAGAUGCAUUGAGAUUUCAAUGCUUGAGCAUUAUAACUAUAUGGACGUGCUCAGAAUAACUGGCUCUCAUUUCGUCACAAAGGAGAGCUUUGCUCGUUUAAUUAAAAAUGGGUUUGGGGAAAUUUUGAAGUGGGAAGAACUCAGCCGAUCAAUAGAAAAUAAAGAAAAAAGCUAUUCGUUAUUGUUUGGAGAUAGCAUAGAAGAUGAAAUGGAGGUAGAAGAAAGAUUGAUGUUUGAGAAAUUAAGCAAUAUACUUAAAUUGCCGAUCGAGUCGUAUUUAAAUGAAGACUUAAAGUUUUUGGAAAAGUGAAAUGACCAUAAUGAAGCUAAGGCAUGCUUUUUUACAAAUUCUUGCUACUUUGAUUGCAAUGAAAGAGCAAAUCAAGUUAAAAAUGGUAGUCUUGCUGAGUAUUUUCAAAACAUAUGAAAUGAAUACAGCAAUAAGGGUAUCUCAAUAGGCUAUUAUACACCUCUUUUGAACCCAAUUUGCCCUAUCACUCAAUAUAUUCCUUAUGAAAAUCAAGUUCAUCAUGCCUUAAUGCUAAAUUUAUCAAUUUUCAACCUAUCAUGGAAGGUGGAUAUUAACUUAAAGCAGCAAGUCGACUUAUUCCUUUAUCAUAUUGCAAGAGAUGAUUUCACCAAACACAAAAUAAUUUCAAAAUCAAUUAUACCAGAUGAAAUAUCUCUAUCUUAUGAAAAGCCUCUUCUUUCGAAAGAGCUUAUAUCUUCAUGAAAACAACGUGUCAGAACAUCAAUCAAAGCCUGCCCAAUUCCUCUUGAAAAGUUUCCAGCUGUGCUAUCAUCAAAUUUUGUAAAGAAACUAAUGAGCAACAUAAAUUAUUCUGAAGAAUUCCCUAAAAGAAGAGUGGUAGUUGUAUCUGGAGAAGAGUUUAUUGACCAAGAAAUCGGACUAAUAAUGGAUAAAGAAACAUGCCAAGCUGAGCAGCUGUUUUAUAUAGAAGAAAUAAAAGAUUUAUAUGAGCAGGUGCUAUUAAGAGCAUUAUCAAGAAUGGUAGACUCAUCUUCACUCACUGAUUUAGAUGUCAUUCAAUUUUUGAAUAAUGAGUAUAUACCAACUUCUCUAUUAAAGCCUUUAUGGAUAUUGAGGUAUAAGGUAGGGCUUCCUUUUUCUAUCAGAGAAAUCGCUUUACCUAUCUUGCAAGCUCCAAUUGUACCAGAAACUGAUUUUCUGAAAAUAUAUAGAGAUUCUAAAGAAACAACAAUUUUCAAUGCUACCAAGCAUUGGUUUUUAAUUAGAACUCUGCUGAAAUGGCCUCAGGUCAAGUCAUCUCUAGCAAUUCCCAAUUCGUAUUUAGAGCUAGUAUUUAAUGAAUUGACAAAUAAAAUUGAAGGCUCAGAGCUAGAACUAUAUUUCACUAAAAAUGAAAGCUAUAAGGCUGUUGGUCUUGGGCUAUGGCUUUAUAAGCUUUAUAAAGGCUUAAUAUGUGAUCCUUCAGAGCUUUAUAAAGGCUUGUCUAUUGAUUAUCAGCAAAUGCAGCAAGAAAUGGCACAGAGAGUUGAGAUAAGGCAAGACUACAGUGCUUUUCGAUAUGGGUACAAUUUUGAUAUUCCAAUUAUCACUUUCUAUUCGCAAUCCAUCCAGCAGCUAUCACAAAAAAUAAAUAAAGCUGAGCAAAAUAUAAUACCCAGGCCAGCAAACUCAGCAGAUAUUAUCAGUUAUAUUACCAAGCUGCCUUCUUAUGAAAGACUUUCUCAGCUUGUUUCUCACAACUUAACAUCUUUGGAAACUGAAGGAACUCGUUAUUUAUUUGACUUAUUGCAAUCUUUUCUAUCAACACUCAUAUCAUACCAAACCAUUUUCCCUGACCUUUGCUCUCCACUGUUAGAAGCAUUGCUUCUUAUUCAAUAUGGCUUAAAAUCUCUUUCAAUUAUUCCAUCUCCUGAAUUUAUCUAUCCUUUUACUUUUUCAAGCAUGCCAAUUUCUCUUCAGUCCUCUCUUAUUAAAGGUCACCUGUUCUAUGACUCUUCAUUCCUUCCUGAAUUUCUAACUACCCCUCGUGUGAGCUAACAAAAAAAGUUUGUUCGCUAAAGGAGGGAUUAAUUUUUUUUUUAAAAUUUAUAUAUAAAUUUUGUAAUAAUUUUUUUUUAGAAAAUUGCAAAAAUCCUAUCUCGCAAAUUUAAUUUAUAAAAUUUAUGUUUUAUAACAAUUUCACAGAAUUAGUUAGAGAUUUAAUUAUAAAAAUUAUCACUUAUAUAUCAAUAUAUUUUUAUAAAAAUUUUUGUUGAUAACUAAAAGAGGUUUUUUGCAUAAAAUAGGGAUUUUUUCCAAUUUUUUUGUUCGCUCACGGACGGAGGGGUAGAGUAAGGCUUAUUCUUGAUUUAACUGAAAUCAAAGAAUCUGAAGAGCCAAAAAAGCUAAAAAUUGUUAAAACUACUGACUCCUCAAAUCUAUGAGUAAGCAAAAUUAUUGAAAAACCCCUAAUUUUUAAAAAAAUAAAACUUCGUGGCGAACAAAAAUUUUUUUAAAUAUUUUGAUAUAUCAAUGAUUGAUAUAUAAAGCUAAUUCCGUUGAAUUUUAAACAAUCCGCAUUCAUAAACAAAGAUUUUAUAAACAAAUUAUUUUUCCUUCGAAUUAUUUUACUCGCCUACAGAUCGUGGGAGUGAGCUUGAAACUGUUCAUACAAUUGGUGAGCAGACAAGAGAAGAAAACAUUAGAGAAUAUGAAGAAAUUGAGAAGAGAGAAAUAGAAAAAUUGUUCCCAAAGUACAGAGAUGAAAGGGCGUGGAUACCUGUUGAAAUGAAGAAGAGGAAAGAAAUUAUUGAAGCCUGGAAAGACUGGGAAUUUGCAUGUGGGACGAGGGAUAAUGAGCUUAAAAAAAGGUUUUUAGGGCUGAUCAACCCAGAAAUUGCAGGAGUUUUCUUAAGCAAACCUUUAGAAAUCCACUUAAAAAAUUUAUGCAAUGAAUUCGAAUAUACCCCUGAAAAAGAAGCAUACAAUUUCUAUUUAGAUCCAAAUCCAAAAGAAGCUAUGGCAGCUUAUACACCUUUAGUGAAACUUAUUAGCAAGCUAGCAGAUUUUCUUAAAUUAUUCCCAGACCACGAAAUCCUUAUCCCCUCCAUGAGCGAACAAAACAUUGGAAAAUCCCACCCUUCGUGAGCAAACAAAUUUUUUUUUUAAAAACAUUUGAUGUAGAAGUGCUAAUUAUUAAAAUGAAAUUCCUAGCUGAUUCUGUUUAAUUUUAAAUAACUUGCAUUUUAAACAUAAAUUUUACAAAUUAAAUUAAUUUGCUUUCCAAUUUUUGCGAAUUGAGAUUAUUAAAAAAAAUUUAGAAUAAAAUUUAUGUAUAAGAACAAAUCAACCUUGGGGGAGUUAAGGAAACUCAGUACCUUGCUUAUAAAGUCCUUUCUCGACCGCUUUUCUCAACGCCUCUAAUGCAGCUAGUUUCAGGAUUUGACAAUGUUCUGAAACUAGCCCACGAUUGGGAAGACUAUACAGGCUCAGAAUAUUCUCUAAAAUCAGAACUUCAUGAAAUUUACGAUUUGCUUAAAAGAUGGAGAGAAAGUGAACUCCAAAACUGGGAAGGGCUACUAGAGGCUAAAAAGUCAGAAAUGAUAGGACAAGAUGCCAAGCUAUGGGCUAGGCUGUUUAGAGUUCUUUAUGUUGAAAAAGUUAGAGGGAAAGAACUUUAUGAAGCUCUUGAAAUGUAUAUCCGGUCAUCAAGUUUAGGAUGCUUCGAAAACAGGCUUAGAGUGCUGAAACUAUUUGAAGACAAAGUAGACGCCGACCAAGUCCCAUCUCUUCACCAUAUUUAUGCAUUUUAUACCCAAUUCCAAGAGCACUUCAAUAAGACUAUUGAUUUUUAUUUAGAACCUAUAAAAAACAAGCUUAAAGAAAUCGUAAAAAUCGCCAGAUUUAACGUCUCAAACUAUCAUGCAUGGAGAGAAACUGCAUUCAGAGCUCAUAGGCAGCUGAAUACCUUGAUAAAAAAAUACAAAGAUGUGCUAGUCCUUAAAUUCGAAGACGAAAUUUUGAGAAAAAUCAGGCAGGACUAUUCAGAAAGUAUCUUAGAGAAGCCUAUACAAGUUCUCGAGACUGCAGAGCCUGAUAAUGUAUUUGAGGAACUUUCAUUAAGAAUUUUCGAGAGGAUUGAGACUAUUAAAAAUAUAGAAAAUGAACAAGGGAUUAAAUAUAGGUCUUUAAUUGAUUUAUUGAAUAAUUUGAAAGAGCUAGGAUUUAGCCAGUUUUACCAUUCAAAAGAUACAGAAAAAUUGUCAUUCAGUGAGCAGCCCGUAAUUAAUUAUUAUCCAGAAGAGUUGAAAGAAGUGAUUGGCAAAGGAGAAGAGUAUUAUUAUAGAUGCAUUGAUAAAUUGACCAUUCUUCAUUCACUUAUGGGGAUUAAUGAUAUAAUUAAGCUAGAGGAUAAAGAAAAAUGUUUAGGGUAUGCAAUUUUUAUUAUGUAUUCUUUGAUUGAAGCAAGAAGAGCACUAGCUAGCUCUUUAGAAACUUAUAAGGCUUAUGCAAAACUGAAUAAUGAAGAAAUGAAAGUAGUCUGCCAAAUUAAUGAAGUAGUAAAAGAAGCUGUUCUUGAAAAUCUUCAGUUAGAAAUAGAUCAAGAUACUGGCUUCAAGAUAUCAUGCUUUAAAGUUUCAGGCACUAUGAAUGAUCUAUCUUUAUGCAAAACUGCAUUAAGCCAGUUCAGACAUUAAAAUGGCGUAGUGAGCUACCCCAUACUCUUAAAUCCUGUAGCUGGCAUCUCACAGGGUGCGCACAUGUAACUUGAGGAAGGAAGGAUGACGUUCGGUAAUGUGUAUCCGGCCAGGUUUUGCUUGCUUUGGCGAAGCGCAAUGUAGGGUUAGCUGAACGCAUGCUUUACUCAAAUACCAAGAUUUUGCCUUAGAGAGGAAUGGAGCCAAGAGCUGGAAAGAGAUCUCCCAUUAGUGUCAUUGGUGUUUAUCCUGGCCACGGGACUGUGGGCUUCGGAUUUCCAUUUUGCAGAAAUCUACCAGAAAACUCAAAAUUUUGAAUUUUCCAUGGUGGCAAUCUUAGUUGGCGAGGUGACAUAGCUCACUCAACUACCAUGAGCGAGUGCAGGCUCUUUUCGAGGAGGAGCAUCCUUUUUAAGGUUUUCUAAAACUGGCAAGCAGGUGAAUAGGGCUCUAUGGAUAGGGGUAGUCCUUCGGUAAUUGCAGGGGCUCCUCAAUAACUCUAAUAAACGUAAAAACUCAAUAAGCCAGCUUUCAGAAAUUCCAAAAUAUUCAGAAAUUGCUUCUAGCCUCUCAGCAAUUCUUCCGGAGCCGCGUUCGAUUCCGAAAUACUUACUCCCCCUUCAUGAGUGAAAAAAAAAUAGCUCAGGCUUAAUUUUAUUUUAAAAAUUAAUAUAUAAAUUUUAUAAUAAAAUGUUGUUUCGAAAUUUAAAAAAAUCCAUUUCUGCAAAAAUUGAGAUAAAAAUUAAUUUAAUUUCCGAAAUUUUAUGUUUUAAAAUGCAAUCUUAAUAUUAAACAGAAUUAGCUAGAGAUUUCAUUAUAAUAAUUUAUAUAUGGAUUUUUUUAUCAUAAAAAAUAUUUAUAUUAAAAUAUAUUUUUGUUCUUUUAUCCAAAAAAUAGGGAUUUUUCCAAUCGUUUUGUUCGCUCACUUAUGAGGGAGUUAGAAAAAUCUGAAAUUCCAGACACUUAUGUUGAGGAUCUCACUUCUUAUCCUUUGCCAGCUAUAUGCUCUUAUUAUAAAAGUCUUGGAAAGCUCUUAUACAUUUUAAUCUCAAUAUUUUCCAGUCUUUUUUCAAAAGGAUUUUGCGGCUCUGAAGAAGAAGAAGAAGCAGGUGAAGAGUCAGGCGAGCAGUUAGUUGAAGGGACUGGACUUGGAGAAGGCAAAGGAAAUAAAGAUAUCGGAGAGGAAUUAAUUGAUGAAGAACAGUUCCAAGAACUUCAAAACCAAGAAGAAAGCGAACAAAAAGAUGUGGACAAAGAAGGAGGAAUGGAUGUAAGGGAAGAAUUUGAAGGAGAAGAAAGAAGCGCUGAAGGCAGUGAAGGCGAAGAUAUAGAAGGAAAUGCCGAAGGAAACGAAAAACUUAUGGAAGAAGAACAAGAAGCCCGCAAAGCUGAAGGAGAAGUAAGGGAGUCUGCAAACCCAGAGAUGACCAAAGAAUCAGAAAUGGAAGCCGGACUUCAACCUCAAGAUAGAGAAGGUGAAGCUGAAGACUUUGAAAUGGCCCCACCAGAGUCAGGAUCUGAAGAAAACAUGGAUAUGGACAUCGACGCCAAAGAAGAAGACUUAAUAAACGUUGAUAAAAGAAACGAAGACUACGAAAGUUCACAACAAGACAGCGGAGAAGAAAGCAUGCAAGAAGACUCCGAAGCUGAACAAAACCAAACCAAUGAACCCAACCUAAAUGAAGCAGAAAUGGAAGGUAAAGAGACAAAAGAAAUAGAAGGAUCCAGUGGAGAGGAAGAAGAAAAAAGAUUAGAAGAAUACAAGGACAGAGAAUUCACAGAUUAUGAUAAAGAAGCUUAUGGGGUUGACAAUCAAGCUGCAAACACUGAUAAAAUGAAAGGAAAUGAAAAUAAAGGAGAGCAAAAUUCCAAAGAUAAAGGAAGCUAUACAGAUGUCAUUAGCCAGAUGAAAGGUGAAUGAAACUCCCAGCAGCAACAGCAGCAGAGUGAAACCGGUCAAAACCCAGAAACUGAAAUAGAAGCCACUGUUAAUGAUGUAGAAACCGUAAAUAUGCCAGAUGAUAUGAGUAUAGACAGGCCAGAGUCCUCAAAUAUCUACACCUUUGACGAAAAUUUCAAUGAUGUCACCUCAGCUCCCAGCUUAAAAAAUAAUCCCGAGCAAGAAGCAGGCAAACAAGUCCAGCCUAAAAAGUCAGAACGCAAAGAAAGGCCUAGAGAAGAAGUCAAAAGUGAAAGCUUCAAAACUUUUGACAGCACAAAGAGAGAUGAGCAGAGAAACGUAAUUCCAAAAAUUGAUAUGAUUAAUUUCAAUGAAGGGAAUGUUGGAAGAAAAGGAACUCAUAGAACUGGAGGAGAAGAAGUCCCUAUGAGCAUUGAUAAUAGCCUUUUAGAUCCACUAGAAGAACUUGAAAAGCUUAUUCUCGAUUAUUAAGCAGCGCUCUCCUUUGUCGUUAUCAAUUUGGGUUUCUUUUAUUGAAAAUUUGUGAUUUAAACAAAUGAUUAAAAUAAAAUAUUCUAAUUAUCAGCUCUAAAGGAUGGUUUAAAAAAAAUUUCAAUAAUAAUCAAAAUAAAUUUUAAAAAUUUAAAAAGACAUUAAAUAUACUUAUUAAGAGUCACCAAAAAUUUUAUAAAAAAUAUUAUAGAUUAUAUUCGUAAUGGGGAGGGUUAGAAAUCAAGUAAAUAUGGAAGCUUUUGAAAAAGGACUUGCUGAAUGGGAAAACUACGAAAGAGAAACUAGUUAUAUUGCACAAGAGCUAUGUGAACAGUUAAGAAUCAUCCUCGAGCCGACAAAAGCAAAAGGCCUUCAAGGGGAUUAUAAAACUGGUAAAAGAAUCAAUAUGAAAAAAGUCAUUGCUUACAUUGCAAGCCAGUUUAGAAAAGAUAAAAUCUGGCUUAGAAGAACUAGACCUACUGCAAGAGAAUAUCAAGUACUUCUAGCUAUUGAUGAUUCUUUUAGUAUGAAGCAGCAUGGACUAGGAGAUAUUGCGAAAAAAGGCUUAUCAAUUUUGGCCCAAGCUUUGCAUAAGCUUGAAGUAGGAGAACUCGGGGUUGCAGGCAUCAGAAAUGGUAUGAAUUUAUUACAUGACUUUGGCCGGCCUUUUUCAAGCGACGAAGGAGGCUUUAUUAUGUCUCAGCUUGACUUUGAAUAUGGAAGAGAUGUGGGCUCUGAUACAGCAUAUCCAAGAUUUAUGCAGCAGUGCUAUGAUUAUUUAGAAAAAUGUGGAAACCAAAACAUGCAGCUCGUUAUUAUUAUUUCUGAUGGAAGACUCAAUAAAAACAAAGUCAGGCCGGCUCGUUUGGCUUUUGAGAGAUACGGGCUGUAUACAAUAUAAGAAACCAAUAUGUAAUUAAAAGAAAAGAGCCAGUGUUUUACAUCAAUAAGAUAUCAUUAUGUACUAUAAGUAACUUAUAAUAAGGAGCAAAAAAACCAUUAAAUUUGACAGUAAAAUUUUUUUUUUUAUGUCUUAAUGAAAAAAGCUUGUUGGCUAUAUAAACUAUGAUACUGUUAAGUCUAUUAAAUAAGCAACUUAUAUGUACUAGAAAUAAGAUCUGACAGUUUCAUAUAAUAGCAAACUGACGUUAUACCUUGUUUGCAAUUCCAUUCUGAAUAUAUUAAAAAAUCAAUAAACGCUUCUCUUAAUAAAAAAAUAAAUCAUUAUGUCACUAAAUUGGGUUUAAGUCAUCUCAGUAAAAAACGAAUUUCAUCUCUUUUGCUCAAGAGAUAACGGUUUAUUAGGUGCUGCAAAAACCUGCUUAAAAAGACCGUUAUAUUUGCGCAAAAAUUAAUAUAAUUUCUGCACCGAUUUGCGUUGCAACACACAUUAAUAUAGUGAAACGAUGCUUUAUUUUGAGCCUUAUUUAUAUCAGAUUUUAUGUCUUAUAUAAGAGAAUUCAAUAUGAUCUAAUAUUUCGAAACUAUCAGCUCAUGAAAAUGCGAAAUCGUUUGCUCAGUGAAAAAAAACAUUAAACAGAGCUCCUUAAAAUAGAAAUUUAUUUUUUUAAGAAAAAUAAUUUAAAAUUUUGUUAUUAAAUACUUUUAGAGCAAGCUUUGCUUAUUUAUUGCGCUUUUUUUUACAAAUAGUAACAAUAUUUAAGGUAAAUCAUACUUAUUUCAGUUCUAAGUGUGCCUCUUUCAGUGGCUAUUAAAUAUAUUAAAAAUUAUUAAAAAAUAUAUAAAACCGUUUUUUAAGACAUAUUCUUUCAAAAUAUAUCAAAACGAUGACCAAAAUUUGCAAUAUUUUUUGAGUUAAUUUCCUUAAAAAAGGUUUUUAGAAGUUUUUUAAUAAUUUUAAUAUCUUUAAUAGACACUGAAAGAGGUACACUUAGAACUGAAAUAAGUAUGAUUUACCUUAAAUAUUGUUAUUAUUUAUACAAAAAAGCGCAAUAAAUAAGCAAAGCUUGCUCUAAAAGUAUUUAAUAACAAAAUGUUAAUUUAUUUUCUUAAAAAAAUAAAUUUCUAUUUUAAGGAGCUCUGUUUAAUGUUUUUUUCAUUGAGCAAACGAUUUCGCAUUUUCAUGAGCUGAUAGUUUCGAAAUAUUAGAUCAUAUUGAAUUCUCUUAUAUAAGACAUAAAAUCUGAUAUAAAUAAGGCUCAAAAUAAAGCAUCGUUUCACUAUAUUAAUGUGUGUUGCAACGCAAAUCGGUGCAGAAAUUAUAUUAAUUUUUGCGCAAAUAUAACGGUCUUUUUAAGCAGGUUUUUGCAGCACCUAAUAAACCGUUAUCUCUUGAGAAAAAGAGAUGGAUUUCGUUUUUUAUUUAACUGGAUGAACUUUGACUUAUAAACAUAACAAUUCCGUUUUUUAUUGAAGCAAGCGUUUAUCGAAAUUUUUUUAUUUUCAUUAGACUCUCGCAAAUUAUCUAGACCGUUAGGUUGCAUUGAUGAAUUGCUGGUAUCGUCUAUUUUGCUUAGUUACUAGGUCUUUUUUAUUAAGGACUCAACUGUUUCCAUUUUUGUGGAGAUCUAGAAUCUUCUAUUUUUGUGAUAUAAAAACAAUUUUUACAGUCAAAUUUAAUGGUUUUUUUGCUCCUUAUUAUGAGUUACCUGAAGGACAUGAUGUUUUCUUAUUUAUAAGAGAUACUAACUCUUUUCUUUUCAUUAAAUAUUGGUUCUUCAUUUUAUGGACAUCCCGUAUCUCUCAAAAGCCAAACGAGCCAGUCAGGCCAUGGGUGAGAAAAAAUGAAGGGAUUUUCUUUUUAUUUGUAAUUGUUGAUAACCAAGAAAGUUCUAUUAUGGAUAUGCAGAGCGUUGUGUUUGAGAAAAAGGACGGGAAAAAUUUAGUGAAGAAGACAUCAUAUUUGGAAGAUUUUCCUUUUGAAUAUUAUGUUGUGGUACAAAAUCCGGGAUUGCUGGUUACAAUUUUGUUGGAUGUCAUAAAGCAGUGGUUUGAACUGAUGAAAGAAUAA
Molecule: messenger RNA, 16138 nt
Organism: Blepharisma stoltei
Lineage: Eukaryota; Ciliophora; Heterotrichea; Heterotrichida; Blepharismidae
Source: the annotation of a GenBank genome assembly